This is a messenger RNA of Amblyraja radiata (thorny skate), 5256 nucleotides long. RefSeq names its product calpain 15 (gene capn15). The coding region runs from base 488 to 3874 and encodes 1128 amino acids. The transcript has 13 exons. Gene Ontology annotation, cellular component: cytoplasm. NCBI's taxonomy places the organism in Eukaryota, Metazoa, Chordata, Chondrichthyes, Rajiformes, Rajidae. Gene Ontology annotation, biological process: proteolysis. Gene Ontology annotation, molecular function: calcium-dependent cysteine-type endopeptidase activity. The record is from RefSeq and is a predicted model, not a curated record.
AAAUAACUGAUGUUUCAAAUUUAAAACAAAUUUCACCUAUUCUUCUGCAGACCUGACGGAAGUAAACCUUCAGCACAAAUUCUGAUGUUGGUUGGCAGAACCUCUGUCUUCUUUGCACAAUUAGCGCCGUUAUUGUUCGCGAGCUGCGCCUGAGACUCCAUUUCCCAGGUGGCGCCGGGGCUUCAGCGCAUGCGCGUGUGUGGGUGUGCACGAUUCCGGGUGGUGAGGGGUAUGCUGGGACUUGUAGUCCUCCAUGCUUAACCGCCACUGAGCCGCCUCCUGUCGCCUCAGCCGCGUUCCGGAGGUGAACGGACCGGCAAUUGGCGCCAUAGCGCGGCACCGAGACGACGGACCCCCGUUUAUUCUCGGGUACGGAUUGAACAGAUAUGCGGGGACACUGCACUUCACGUCCACAGAGCGACCCAUUGCCCCGGUAGGCAGGAUUGCUGCCUUUCACACAGCAAGUGCUGCGCGACAGCCCGGCGAUAUGGCAACGAGGAGCGAGUGGCCGUGCACCCGCUGCACCUUCCUCAACCCCAGCGUGUUGCGGCAGUGCUCCAUCUGCGAGGCCCCGAGGGAGCGGCCCGACUUCAGCGACAUCCUGCGCCUCAGCACCGAGGAGCAGCAGUGGCCCUGCACCCGCUGCACCUUCAGGAACUCCAUGCACAAGGGGCAGUGCGACGUGUGCGACUCGCCGCAGACCCCCACGCCGCCCAUGCCUCCCCUCGCCGCCUCCAACGGCCUCUCUCUGGGCCUGGCGGCGGCGGAGCAACGGGGCUGCGGCCUGCAGGAGCCGGGCCGCUUGGCCAACGGCGACGCCGACGGCAGCAGCUGUGAGGAGAUGGCGCCGGACGAGACGAAGGCCUGGGCCUGCCAGCGCUGCACCCUCCACAACACGCCCUCGGCCAACUCGUGCUCGGCAUGCGGGGGGCCGCGCAAACUCUCGCUGCCCAAGAUCCCACCCGAGGCCCUGGUGGUGCCCGAGGUAAUGACGCCCGUCGGCUUCCAGCUGCCGUCGGGCCCCCCAACACCGGCCGCCCCCCAGCUCAGCGACCCGCCCGAGAGCGACCCAUCGCCCGCACGCAACGCAGCCAUCGACCCUGACAGCCCCAGGUCCCCGGUGCUCAGCCCGCUCUCUCCCUUGGUGCAGAACAACCCGGUGCCCCGCAGCCGCAGGGAGGUGCCACCAGCCGCCAAACCCAAGCCACCGCCGGCGGACCCCACUGCCCAGCCUGCUCCCAGCACGUCGGCCCCCGCCGCCAGGGUCACGGCCCAGGGACAGGUCAAACCCGCCGCCAAGCUGCAGGAACUGUUCUGCUCCAAGAGGCUGAGCAUUCUGGACGAGGAGAUGGAGGUGUCGCCCAGCCAGUGGAAGUGUACGUCCUGCUCCCACGUCAACUCCGCCGCCCGGGCCAAGUGUGAAGCCUGCAAGGUAGCCAGAGCCGGAGACAUCAUUGACCUCACCGGAGACUCGGUCAGAUUCACCCCCUUCAGCCCCUCCAGCCCAGACUUCACCGUAUGGACCUGCUCCAAGUGCACUCUGAAAAAUCCCACCGCCGUCCAAAAAUGCACUGCCUGCUGUACGUCCAAGCUGCACGGUUUCCAAGAACACGGUCACGGCGAGCGAGGGCCCAGGUGCCCCGAGUGCAGCGUGGAGAGGGCUGUGAGCGCGUCCGCCUGCCCCGCGUGUGGGAGCCGGGCGGCAGCCGCACGCAAGCCCAUCAAACUCUUACCCGUGCAGCAGCCCUGCUCCCGGGAGAAGCCCAACGAGUGGUCCUGCCCCGCCUGCACUCUCCUCAAUGACUUGAAGGCAAAACAUUGUGCAGCUUGCCACACUCCUCAGCAGUACCUGACGCUGAGGAAAGGCUCCAAGCCAUUGAAGAGGAGGGAGAGCAUUCUGGUGGAAGCACGGAGGAAGACCGACGAGGGCGAGGCCAAGGAGUUGUGGGAGAACAUUGUGAAGUUCUGCCAGGAGAACCAUGUGAAUUUUGUGGACGACAGCUUUCCGCCGGGCCCGCAGUCGGUGGGCUUCCCUGACGGAGACAGCGUGCAGCAGCGGGUGAAGCAGUGGCUACGGCCCCAUGAGAUCAACUGCACCACUUUCAAAGACCGCAACGUCAAGUGGUCCAUCUUCAGGACGCCGCGACCCUCCGACAUCUCACAGGGGCUGCUGGGCAACUGCUGGUUUCUGAGUGCUCUGGCCGUGCUGGCUGAACGGCCCGAGCUGGUGGAGAGGGUGAUGAUCACUCGUGCCCUCUGCCUGGAGGGGGCCUACCAGGUACGGCUGUGCAAGGACGGCACAUGGAUAACCGUGCUGGUGGAUGACAUGCUGCCCUGCGAUGAAUACGGUUACCUCCUCUUCUCUCAGGCGCAGAGGAAGCAGCUGUGGGUGGCGUUGAUCGAGAAGGCUCUGGCCAAGCUGCACGGCUCCUACUUUGCGCUGCAGGCCGGCCGGGCCAUCGAGGGGCUCGCCACCCUGACCGGUGCCCCGUGCGAGAGCCUGAUGCUGCAGGUCAGUUCCACCAACCCCCGCGAGGAGCCCAUCGACACCGACCUCAUCUGGGCCAAGAUGCUGAGCUCCAAGGAAGCUGGAUUUCUGAUGGGGGCUUCUUGCGGAGGUGGCAACAUGAAAGUCGACGACACGACGUACGAAGCCACGGGUUUGCGGCCUCGCCACGCCUACUCCAUCCUCGACGUCAGAGACGUGCAAGGCUACAGGUCACUUGACCUCAGUCACGAGGCUCAUGCACGAGUUUCUGAUCCUGAGCUGCUGUCUCCGCUCAGGCUGUUGAGGCUGCGGAAUCCUUGGGGCCGAUUCUCGUGGUGCGGCAACUGGUCGGACGAUUGGCCGGACUGGCCGCAGCACCUGCGGCACGAGCUGAUGCCACACGGCGGCAGCGAGGGCUUCUUCUGGAUCGAGUACUCCGACUUCAUCAAGUAUUUUGAUUCCGUUGACAUCUGUAAGAUUAAGUCUGACUGGCACGAGGUGCGACUGAUGGGGACGUUCCCGAACCGAACAAACGGCCCAGUGACGGUGACGGCACUGACGGUGCUCGAGCCCACUCUCCUGGAGUUCCAGCUCUUCCAGGAAGGCAGCAGGCGCUCGGACACGUCGGACAGCCACCUGCUGGACCUGUGCAUCAUGGUGUUUCGAGCUUCCUUCUCCAGCGGCAACAAGCUGGCCCUGGGCAGGCUGAUGGCGCACAGCAAGCGGGCGGUGAAGAAGUUUGUGGGUUGCGACGUGGCGCUGGAGCCCGGGGAGUAUUCCGUUGUGUGCUGCGCCUUCAACCACUGGCAGAUGUCCAUGCCCGGCCUGCCCUCUCCGUCGCCUUCACUGUCCCCGGCAGCAGGAGUUGCCAGCCCGACCAGCAAUAACCGCAGCUUCCCCGAGUUCCCCGGACACAUCCUGGCCGUCUACAGCUCCAAGCCCGUCAUGGUGGAGCAGGUGAACUCCCAGCCCAGCACCCUGGCGGACGCCGUCAUCCUGCUGACCGAACACAAGGGCGAGAGGCACGAGGGUCGCGAGGGCAUGACGUGCUACUACCUGACGCACGGCUGGGCGGGGCUGAUCGUGGUGGUGGAGAACCGGCACGACAAGUACUACCUGCACGUGUCCUGCGACUGCUCCGACAGCUUCAACGUUGUAUCCACCCGCAGCAGCCUCAAGACCACUGACAGCGUGCCGCCCCUGCACAGGCAGGUGCUGGUGGUUCUGUCCCAGCUGGAGGGGAACGCUGGUUUCUCCAUCACCCACCGGCUGGCUCACCGCAAAGCCGCGCAGCCCUCGCUGGGGGAGUGGGCAUCGGGCCGUGGCACCCACUGCCCCCCCCUCACUCCCGACGUGGCCGGCCUGCACACCCCCCGGCCACUCUGACCCCCCCCCCCCGGCCUCUGACCCCCGACACCAUCUGACCUCCGCUCCGGCCCCUCUGACCCCAUGGGGGCGGUCCUAGCUACAGCCUGCAGCAUCGCUACCCCCCGUCACUGUAACCCCCCCGCCCAGACCCCAGCAGCAGAGGUUUGCCCCCAACCUCCCCCACCCCCUCAUCGUGCACCCCCUACCAACCUAUCCCCUUUCCCAGGAUCUCCCUGUCCUCGCGAUCACCCCUCUCUGGAACCUGUCCCACCCCCACAUUGGGAUCCCCUACACAGGACCAUGAGACCCCCCCCCCCCACUUCAAAUCAGAACCACUCCAUCGCACUGUUACACUGACGGGCUGAAUCACUCUUGGAUCUGCACUGAAAGCCUCAUGAAACCUGCUCCCUCCUCCCGCCCUCAGUAACCCUCCCCCCUCUCUGCAGCCCCCAGUGUGGGUCCACUCCCUGAUCCCCCCCAACAUCCGGGAGCCCCAGCCACACAUGGGCAGCUCCCGUCUCCGACCAACAACCAAUCUCUCGGUGAACGUUCGCCCGGCUCAGUCCCCUCUGCACAGGGAAAUGUAACAAGAGACAGCACCUCCCCUCAUCCCACUCACUGUUACACUGGUAUCCUUGCUGAAUGAAAGAGUGUGGAGGAUGUCUCAGUGAGCCUCUCUACUCUGGGCUGAUCUCUGAUCUCUGAUGUGGGGAUCAAGACCAGGCUGGGCAGAGUGCCCCUGGUCGCAGACGCCAAUCCCCACUGAUCAACUCUAGGAGCCCGAUCCAGGGUUAGAAACGCCCCUUACUUUCCACACCUCAGCCAGAAAAUCACUGUGGACAAUUCUUCACUGAUUUUCUUUUUUUCCUUAAGAAACACUUGAGAAAAACUUGAGAAUUUACAGCCCCUUCUGGAAACUAGGAGCAGGUUUCUGUGGUUCCUCGGCCCAAGAGCGAUCCCUUGACUGGGUCUCCCCCACCCACGGUGUGUCCGGAGCACAGACCCUGAUGCUCCCGGCAGAGCCAGCAUUGUGAAUUCCCUACAGACCCGGCAGCCCUCUCCCCCAUCAGCCACCCUCUCCCCCCAGCCCCUAUCCCCUCCACCCCUCUCCCUUCCACCCCCACAGCCUCCUACCCCUCCCCUCCCCUGCCCCCCCCACCUCUCCCCACCGCAGCCUCAGCCAAGGGGAGUUGCCGGCCGUGACCCUCCGCAGUGGGCAAGAGAGAAUCCUCAGCCGUGACUUCAGUCUCCUACAACUGGAAAACUAGAAAAUGGAGAAUUUUAUGGAUUUUAGAGUCUAUAUAUAUAUAAAAAUAUAUAUAUAAAAUAUAUAUAUAUGUAUCAUGUAGUUUCAAAAAUCUCAGGUUCCAAUGGACCAAAUAAAUUUUGUUUUUUAAUUA